Archocentrus centrarchus (flier cichlid) is the source of this 1094-nucleotide messenger RNA. RefSeq names its product kallikrein-2-like. The transcript is spliced from 5 exons. Lineage: Eukaryota; Metazoa; Chordata; Actinopteri; Cichliformes; Cichlidae. Gene Ontology annotation, biological process: proteolysis. Bases 94 to 888 code for a protein of 264 amino acids. The record is from RefSeq and is a predicted model, not a curated record. Gene Ontology annotation, molecular function: serine-type endopeptidase activity.
AUGGUGACACACUGGCUUCAAUGGUCAUUUUACUAUAAAAUGCUGCAGGAUCAGACAGUUGGUCACCUGAAGUGAUCCACAUCCAGAGGGACCAUGACGAUGCUUUCCAUUGUCUUUGUUUUUGUGAUCGCUGGUUCUGCAUCAGGAGCCAUUGAGAAGAGGAUUGUUGGGGGGAUAUCCUGUAAGGAGGACAGGCAGUACCAUGUCCAAAUAGAGUCUCUUCAGGGGGGCAUGACCUGUGGAGGUGCUCUGAUUAACACUCGCUGGGUCAUCACAGCUUCUCAUUGCGCUGAACGGGUUGUCAAAGUUAAGAUUGGCUUAAACAACCAGCUGCCACUGUUGAAAGAAGUUAAGAGUUUUUUUAAGAAUCUAUUUUCGGGUCCACCAAAAAAUCUUGAGCAAGAAGUUGACCCUAAACAACAGUUUACCUUCAAAGAAGGGGAUGGUCCACCCCAUGACAUCAUGCUGAUAAAACUGAAUGAGGAUGUGUCUGCUAAACUUCCCACCAUCAAGCUUCCUCCUGUUGAGUGUGAAAAACCAACACUAAAUGCUCAGGUUCAGAUUGGAGGCUGGGGUUUCAAGACGGCUGAUGUUAAAAAGGCCAGCAACCCCAAAAAUUUAAAGUGUGCCAACACAGAGAUCACUGAAUGUGGUGAGAAUGACAAACCUGAUAGUAAAUACCACAGCGAAGAAGCUACUACCAUGUGUGCUCAUAAACCUGGCGUGGACUCCUGUUUUGGUGAUGCGGGUACAGCUGUGGAGUACAACCACCUUUUACAUGGAAUCAUUGUCAGCAACCCUGUUGACAAGUGUGCAAAUCCCAUUGUAAUGUUGAAUGUUUGUCACUACAGAAAGUGGAUUGCUGAAACCAUGCGGAACAAUCCAUGAGUAAAACUUCCAGGAGAUAUAUUUCCUGAAAAGAGUGCUUAUUCUUCAUAAUUCAUUAAAUACAAAAUACAAUUGAAAAGAUUAGUUAAAACUGAGGCCUAGUACAGUUACAAUGCAAACUGCUUGGUACUUUGCACUGGCUCAGUCUGUUAUUUGUCUAUAAAAAUCACCGUUUUCUUUGUGAAUAAAAAGCAUGUCUGCCUGGA